Messenger RNA from Nothobranchius furzeri (turquoise killifish), 3910 nucleotides. RefSeq names its product poly (ADP-ribose) glycohydrolase, like (gene pargl). Gene Ontology annotation, cellular component: nucleus; cytoplasm. Gene Ontology annotation, biological process: regulation of DNA repair; ATP generation from poly-ADP-D-ribose; nucleotide-sugar metabolic process. The record is from RefSeq and is a predicted model, not a curated record. NCBI's taxonomy places the organism in Eukaryota, Metazoa, Chordata, Actinopteri, Cyprinodontiformes, Nothobranchiidae. Gene Ontology annotation, molecular function: poly(ADP-ribose) glycohydrolase activity.
UGGAAGGCUGCUACCUGGCAGCAUUCAGUCUGCCUUCAUUGCUCAACAACUCUCUUUAAUAUAUUCAUGAGAUCACAGGGCUAAUGUCUCCCACAGAGAGAUUUCUUCUUUCCUUCUCUUGAAGUCUGGCGGCUGAACGUUUGCAGACUAGAGCAGAACACUUUGGAAGAAAAGGGGAGGUGGGGUAUAAUCCAGUAUGACGUCAUCUGACAAUGAUCACUUAUGUAUGAUCCAUACAUCAUGCAACAUGGUGUGUGAUUUCUACUUGCAGUCAUUAUGCACCUACACUACACUUCUUAUGCCUCAUGUGCAGCACAAAAAGCUUACACACACACACACAGAUGCAAGAGGCAGCAUCUGUGUCACUUAAACCCAGGCAGUGUGUUAGCAGCAGGGCCAGCCAUGCUUCGGAGUCAUUAGAGGUGUCUGCAGUAUCUUGCCAGAGGGCAGUGCAGUGUGGAGAAUAAACAGUCCAACCUGCCUGUGUUUUUCAGACCUCUGUUGCCCUGGAAACAGGUUCCUGAGAUUUCCCAUUUCUUCAUUUUUUUCUCCUCUCUCUAUCCAUAUCACCCCACUACCACCACCUCUACACUCCACUUGCUGCAGCUGCCUUUGCUGCUACCUCCCCCACGACCUGCCGCAUAGUACAAUCAUGCACAAUUCCAAUCUGCUGCAGUCAUUUCACAAUGUCACAGCAUGAAGCCCACAUAGCCACACAGAAACACCAAGAGGGUGCAGGCAGCUGAGGCACUGACCCUUCUCUCACUCAAAGGCUGAACGGCCAUCACUGCUGCAACAGUCUGACUUCCAGGGGGAAAGAGGCAGGCGGGGGCUGAAAAGACAGAGGAAAAAGACAAACCAGGUUAUGACUUUGUGUUUGAUGGUAGUCCAUAUACAAUAUUGUCUACACUGUUUCUCUCAAUAAUGACAUUUACACAUAAUUCCUGCAGGUGGGUUCUCAUAAUGUUAACACCCAUUUACUGUCUGCAGUUAUUCCCUAAAGAGCUAAAUAGAGAAGGAAAAUAGAGCGCCGUGAGUGCUGCCCUGUCUCCUCACUUUCAGGCCUUUUUAAGUCAUCCCUGUGUUUCUGCUCUGUUGUGUGUGCAUUCCUUUGUCGUGACUUCUCUUUGGCAGGAGGCAGAGCAUUCCAGGGAAAUGGCUGACCUAGAAUAACACACACAAAGUCAGGAUGACUGAGGCAGUGAGGUCCUCCACCCUCUCACUGGCCGAGCUUACUGAAACUGCUGUUUACUGAUCGUGUGGAAAAAUACAGCCAUACAGUGCGCUGUGUGGAUGCAGCUGGGAGAGCAGCUCACAUGACUGUUAUCACAAGAACACAUGACAGCACUCUCCCUCUGGCUCCACUGUGACUCCACUGUCAUUUCCUCUAAAUAUACGGGAUCUCAGUCUACACCCACUGCCUCAUCAACAGGCCCGCUUCUCCAGGACGGGAUCACCAGCUGCUUCCCAAGAUGGCAAAGUCAAGAUCCGAAAUGGAUAAACUGACUGAUCAUGACAACUCUCAAACGAAUGAUCUCAUAUCAUUUGAAGACAACCAACAUAAUGAAAACAGGAAACCUGACUUGGUGAAACAGCAGAGCAGUGACUCCAGCUCAGCGCAGGCAAGCAGCUCUGCUGGCUCCUCCUCUGAUGGAUGCAGUACCACGAAGGGUAAUAAAACAAAAGACAAAGAUACGGAGUUGGGAAUGCUAACCGGUGAAGACAGCUUGUCAGAUUGUCAGCUGAGUGACCUGAAAAAAUUCCCACAGCAUGACGUGCUUGCCCCACUGAAGUUCAACAAGUCUCACACUGUUCUCAUAAACGUGCAUGCUUUCACCUGUGAAGCAAAGAUCCUUCCUCAGGAUGGGAGAGACCUGUGGCACAGUGACUUUGUGAAGAUGCCAUGUUCACCAACUAGCACCGCUACAACAAGGGGCUUAAUCGGAACCAACGUGGUGAAGAGAUGGGAACUCAUCGACAAGCAGCUGAAAAGUCUUGCCAGUCUGAAAUCAGUGAAGGUAGAUCGCCUAGAGGAAGCCAUCCUUAACUACAACCCUGCGUACAAAGGCAAGUGGUCAUUUGAUGCUCUAUCCAGUUUAGUUAAGCAAGUCCCAAGAACAGAUAACUACUUUGAAGAACUGUUUCCUAAGAUUGCGGCCCUGGCCUUGAAGCUGCCUCACCACGUCAAAAAGGCUAUACCACUGCUUCAGAGGGGACACCAUGCAGCCAUCACUCUGUCACAGCUCCAGAUUGCCUGCCUGCUUGCUAAUGCUUUCUUGUGCACCUUUCCUCACCGGAACACCCAGAGACCUGAAGCAGAAUACCAUAACUACCCAUCCAUCAACUUCAACAAAUUGUUUGGAUACUCGAAGAGGAAGAAAGAGAAGCUGAGGGCCAUCAUGCAUUACUUUAGAGUGGUGACACAAGAGGAAUCUAAACCGAAUGGAUUGGUGACUUUUGAGAGGUUUUGCAUCGGAAACUCAGAAAAACCCAACUGGGGAAGCUGCGAAGAGAAGCUGCAAAAACUUCACGUUACUUCACAGGGCAGCAUUGAGAAAGAUGGUAUAGGGAUGCUUCAGGUGGACUUUGCUAACAGCUUGAUUGGUGGAGGUGUUCUGGACUCUGGUCUGCUUCAGGAGGAGAUCCUGUUCCUGAUGAAUCCAGAACUCAUCGUGUCUCGCCUCUUCACCGAGAAACUGGCGGACAAUGAAUGUCUCAUCAUUACAGGCUCACAGCAGUUCAGUUCUUACUCUGGUUACAGUGACAACUUUGAAUGGACUGGGCCUUAUGAAGACCAACUCGAUAGAGACCACUGGCAUCGGCUGAAGAGGCAGAUCUUGGCCAUCGAUGCUCUACACUUCAGAAACCGAAGGGAUCAGUACAACAUGAGCCACAUCACCCGGGAACUGAACAAAGCAUACUGCGGUUUUAAAAAGCACCACAAACAUGAAGAACCAGACAUUGCCACAGGGAAGUGGGGCUGUGGAGCGUUUGGAGGAGACGCUCAACUCAAAGCUCUGAUUCAGCUGAUGGCAGCGGCAAAGGCUGGGAGAGGUUUGGCUUUCUUCACCUUUCAAGAUAAAGGACUGACUAAAGAACUGCAGGAGAUCUACCACCUGCUGACCAGCGAGGGGACCACAGUUGGCAAACUGUUCAAACUUCUGGACACCUACUGCACUCGGCAGCGGAGAGCAGAAGAUUCAUCCCAGCACCUGUUCGACUUCAUCAGAUUAUCCAUCACACCCUCCAGAAGUCAGCUUUGAAGACGUCUAAGAUGUUUGCACUCAAGACUGAAGGAUUUUUGUCAUGAAGCAGUAGAAGCUACACCUUAACAAUUUUUUUAAGGUUUGUUAACAGUGACCAAGUAUUGAUUUGUCUGUUCAGGUGAAAGAACUCUUUAAAUUAUGAACAAAAAUUAUUCAUUUGGGUUGACUAGCAGGUAGCAGAAAGUGUAUUUAUAGGACGUUCUGAGGCUGAAAGCAGCAGGUUCAAACCAAGAAUCAACAGUUUUAUUUCUUAUUCUAUGGGGAGUCAAAAGGCUAACCAUCAAUCUGCUGAUGCAGGGAAAAAAACCCACCAGAGUUAUAAAGUUGGGUGUUUUAGUGUCACUAUGCUGAAAAAAGUUUUAGCAACACUUUAAAAUAAGGGUCCCUUUAGUGCAUUAUCAAGCAUUAAUAAACUAUUAAAUAAAGGAUUAACUACUGCUUUACCUUUAUAUGUACUACUAAGCAGCAAUCCCCCAGCCCCAGAGUCUUAAUAGUUAAUAACGGCAAUGUAAUAAUGAUACCCUUGUAAAUUGUAAAGUGUAACCAAGGUUUCAAAGGAAAAAAAAAUACUGUUGCUAUAAAAGAUGAAUGAUUCUGUUUUUCUUUAACUAACUUUCUAAAUGAUAAAAAUGGAUCAAACUUGA